AUGGCCCUGGCUGUUAGCUUGCCUGUGGAAAGUGUAACUCGGGAAUCGUUCUCGUCGCUCUACAUUCUACUCAAGAGCUCCAUUGCAGUCGUGGAAGCCGCGAACAUCCACUCUUUGGAGGUGGUUCAAUCGAGACUGCUGAUGUGUCUCUUUGAAGUCGGGCAUGCAAUUGAGCCUACAGCUUCCAUAUCUCUCGGGACAACUGCCAGAGCUGCCGUUGCGAUUGGAUUGAAGCAGACACUUGACUGCCUUGGAUCGACCAGCCAAGAAGCGUAUUCGAUAACAGAAGUUUGCCUCCGGGUAUGGUGGGGUAUCGUUAUGCUUGACAGAUGGUACACCAUUGAGCGAGGAGAUAGGCCUUGUGCAACACAAAAUCUUGGGCCGCCUCAACACUUACCAAGAGACGGUGGUAGAGGGGAUGAGAAUGCACUACCACUAUCCACUCCGUCAAGUGUCCGAGUUGGCCCCUUCUCGAGGCAGGCACAAGUUCCCCACAUUCUCGACAUUCUCGUGAUGCAUCUACGCAACCACAAGGUCACAAAGAGAUUCAACGCCGAAUCUGUAGAUCAAAUUGCAAAGACUCUAACGUCGUUCUCCAUGCUUUUGCCAGAAGAGUCCCCGGAACCAUGGCCCAGAUAUUGUGGAGCUAUUGGGAUGUGCUACAGUGCAUUGAUGACAAUUUACGAGCCACGUCCCUGCACAGCUUUGUCUGUUGAGUUCACUCGUUCCGACGCUCCAGAAUCUCUCAAGUCUGCUUUGGCUCGUAUCAGACUACUCCCCAAGAAAUUUAACGGAAGUAUCGAGAAGGCCGAUUGCGAAGCGAUUUCUCCUUUCCCUCCACACAGUCUCGCGAAAGCGGCCAUAAUGCACUAUCGUCUCUGGUCCGAGGCAUCCGACAACAGCCAUAUCGAAGCAGCCGACUCAUUACUCACCAUGAUCAAACACUUCAGUAAGAGAUGGGAUAAUGCAGCAAAACACGUGGCUCGUCUAGAAGAAGUCCGCAGAAACUUUGUUCCUUCCGACGACUCUAGUUCAGCCUUUUGA
Cadophora gregata is the source of this 1044-nucleotide messenger RNA. RefSeq lists its product as uncharacterized. The transcript has 5 exons. Bases 1 to 1044 code for a protein of 347 amino acids. The record is from RefSeq and is a predicted model, not a curated record. Lineage: Eukaryota; Fungi; Ascomycota; Leotiomycetes; Helotiales; Ploettnerulaceae. Gene Ontology annotation, biological process: DNA-templated transcription. Gene Ontology annotation, molecular function: zinc ion binding; DNA binding.